Messenger RNA from Pocillopora meandrina, 5674 nucleotides. NCBI's taxonomy places the organism in Eukaryota, Metazoa, Cnidaria, Anthozoa, Scleractinia, Pocilloporidae. The record is from the annotation of a GenBank genome assembly.
AUGCAGAAACUCAACCAGGCAGUGCCUCAAAGGGCUGCCAUCAUUAAAGAUGCUAAGACCAUGUAUGAUCUCCUGGUCGAGAACUUUUCCCAUCCAGCUGCAUCAAGCUUUAAUGCAUGCAUGAAGUCUGUUCAGCUUAAUUGGCAUGUCUUCUUUCAUGUUCUUGUCACUGGAGAGGGUGCUGUACAACAGAACAGACCAGGGUGCCACUUUAAAACAUUAAAGGGCAUCAGGAAAUUACUCUGUGUCAAGUCUUUGCCCCAGCAAGAGAAGCUAUUGGUUAGGUUCCGUUCCGGUUAGUGUGAACUGCCUCAUGGAUGACCGUGUUCUCCAGAAGUGCUGACAGCCAGUGUUUUCACAAGCUAUUCACAACUCAAGUGCCAGCUACUUCUGUUAGACAAAACCACAGAAAAUGAUUCUCUUUUUCGGAAGAUAAUUUCAAGCGUAACUUGAAUUUGUGCUUCAAAAACAGUAAGCGAAAAUAUUAUUUUUUCUGAAGGAAACAAUAAACAAUAGCUAUCCAGUGUUAGACAUGUGUAAAAGUUACAAAUGAGGUGUCAAAACCUUGUCAAACUCAGGCAUUAUUUCGCUUCACAACUGUUUGCUUUCAAAAUUUACCAGUUCCAUUUUGUUAGGAUCCAUGUAGUUUCUUUAAUCGCAUAUUUGGUUUGAUCAGUAGCACGAUCCAGGGUGGCAAAGCAUGUUUACGAAAACCAUAUUGAGCAAAAAAAUAUAUAUUUCAAACAAAACACUUUAAAACUUAUAUAUCCUGUUAGAUAUAGUUAACCUCUUUGUAUUAAACCAAAAAUCGUGGUAAUAGAGGAAGAAUUUAUUUUUUUAUGGAUUUUAGUAUUCAGAAAAGUGAGGCGAAUUCUUAUGUAACGCGUAACAUAAUCUGACAAAGCAUCAAACAUAUUCAAAAAUUUCUUACUUAAAAAUUUAAAAUUUCAAAAUAAUUUUGACUUAGAAAUACACUAGAAACAUAGACUUUUCAAUAAAAUAGUUAAAAUUGGAACACUGAAUUGUAAUAUUCGCGCUACGAAACAAUUUUCUCGGCGACCGAACAUGUAACGCUGUUUAUACAAUAUUGUACUAUACUUCAUAGUCACCAAGAUUUUGUCGCAAAAAAAGCUCAAAUCAGUUUAAAAAAAUACAUACAAUAAUUCUCAGAUGAUUUAUUUUCUGUAUACAAAUUUUUAUUCCAUUUAAUUCAAAGACAGCGUAAAAAAUCCAAAAAGUCUGAAUCGCGAACACAUAAAAUGCAUAGAAAAUUUACCUUAAAAUUAUUUAAUCCUCAUCUCCAAAAAGGUCUGUGAUAGCCGCGCUUAAAAUGAAAUUGCUCUUCAACUAGCAGAUCUGUCAUUCUCAAAUUCUAAACUUUCUAUCGGUACCAAAUGUUCACGAAUCUAACUCAAUUUAACAUCUAAAUUUAUGUCUUUUUUGAAUCGCGAACAUAUUCGAUCUUGGAACAGUAUUGUUUGCAUUGGUGUAUCAGUUUACACGCGCAAAAUAGUGGCAGUUUUAGAAAUCUUCGCAUCUAAACUUCGCUUCUUCCUCGCUUACAACAACCUUGUACAUUACAUCUAGAGGGGGUAUACAACAAUUAAUUGAUAUACACCCAUGAACAAACGAUCGUUUGAGACUGGAAAUUACUAGAGAACGUGACUUCCCUAGCGUGACUUCUUCCGUCGAGAAUUUACACGCUUCGCUUGCGAAAUAUUCAAUGGAAAACAAAAAAUAUUCUGCUGAUCAAUGGAGAAAAGAAAAAGAAGAAAAAAAAAAGCUUAAACAACAAAGGGAAUACUAUGAAAGAAACAAAGAAGUUCUUGCACAAAAAGCAAGAGAAAGAAUGCGCUUGCUUCGAAGCAAGAAAAAAAAAACGCGACAGUCGCCGCAGUGAAAACACGCACAUCUGCACACAAAAGGCUGAUGACAAAAGAGCCAACCGUGAGCGGAAUGCUGCAUCAGCUACCAAGAAGAAGGUUUUGAAGCAAAGAGAAAAAGAGAGGGAAGAGAAAAAGCGACAGCAAACUCGAGAAAGGGUUCGAAAACUUCGUCAGAAUAGAAAAGAGUCAUCAUUUGCGCAACCGAAACCUGAAGUCAACAUCACCACACCAGCUUUUAGUUCAAGGAUGGCAAAAAAACGUGCAAAGGACAAGGUGUCCCCUGCCUUACCUCAAACCCCCGCAAAAAAGGCUGAAAUUCUUCAAAACCUUGCAAGUACUCCUCGCACAAGGAAGAUUCUGAAAAAAAAAAAGAAGUUCGUGAGACCAGUUGAGGAGCAACAAAAUAUCGAAGCAAUGGAGUGUUUGGUAGAAGAUUUGGCAGAAGGAUUGUCCAAAGUCAAAAAGCUAAGUCGACUGAUGAAAGAGCAGCUUAUAACUGUACGCGCUCUUUGGCUUUUGGAUCUUCUGUCAAAAAAAAAAACAAGCACCAAACACGGAUUGCCAAGAUGAUGGGAGUAAAAAGAAGCCAGGUGUCCAAAGCUAUCAAACAUAGAGAAAGAGUUUUGAAGGGUGAUGAGGCCUGCUGGUUGAGCACAAAAAGAAAUGUCAGGUGUGACGCGAUUAAAGAAGAAGAUAAGCGUGUUAUCUACGAUUUUUGGACCCUACAAGCAAGUCGACCCACUGGAUCCAAAAGAGACAAGAUGCGGCAACGAAUUGGCAAAAAGGAGUAUGUGGAGCACGCAAAGCAUAUCCUUGAAAAGACUCAAACAGAGUGUUUCAAAGAAUUCCAGGAGCUACAUCCCGACAUAAAAGUGAAACAACGAAGAUUUGAGCAGUUGAAGCCUUUCUUUGUUACUGGAGCUAGAGAGAGAGAUAGACAAUCUUGCUUGUGUAGGAAGCAUGUAGAAUGCAAAAUUGUAUUUGAUUCUUGCAUGAAAUAUCGAAAAUCCAUACAAAAUAAUGAAGUUCAAGCCUUUAAUUUUCUCACUGAAGCUGUGGAAUCCACAUUGUGUGAAAAGCCAGAAGACUCCAGCUAUUCCUCUCUAGACUGCCUGACAAGGAGCUGUGACAAGUGUGGGGUGAAGAACUUCAAGACAGCAGCUGAAGAAAUGUCUGAAACUGAAGUCAAGUGGAAACGAUAUGAAUACAUAACGUACAAAGAUAACAAUGGCGAGGAAAAAAGGAAAAUCCACUUGGUCCAAAAAAAGAAACUCCUGUCAAAGAGAUGUUUGACUAUUUCCAGCAACUCCUGAAAGAUUAUCCCUACCAUUCAUUUAUGGCCAAAUGGCAAAAAGAACAGUUUGAUCAUUUAAUGACAAACCUGCCUCUCAACCAUAUCAUCUGUGUGCAUGAUUUUUCUGAGAAUUACACUUGCAGAUCACAAGAUGAAAUUCAAUCAGAGUAUUUCGAUCCUGUGAAAGUCAGCAUUCAUGUGUCAAUUGUCUAUCGCCAUGCUGAUAUUGACAUUGAUGGCAAAGCAAGUACAGAACAAGACCCUGUCCUCAUCAAAGAGCACAUCUUUGCCCUUUCAGAAGACAACACUCAAGACUACCAUUUUGUACACCACACCCAAGGCCUAAUACUGACGUACCUUAGGAAUGAGGUCAAAGUGAAAGUAGACAAAGUUCAUGAAUUCACUGAUGGGUGUGCUGGACAAUACAAAUCUAAGCACACUUUUGGUGAUUUGUCAUGUUCUUUGUCUGACUUUGGGUGUCAGGUGGACCGGCAUUUCUUUGAAACCUCUCAUGCAAAAGGAGAGCAAGAUGCAGCAGGUGCUAAUGUCAAACAACGUGCUACUCUUGCUGUGAUUCGAAGAGAAGCAUCCAUCAAGUCUGCAAAGGAGCUCUAUGAGUAUCUGAAGGACAAGUUCUCUUUGCCAUCUUCAACCAACAGCAAAACCACCUUAAACAAGAGAGUAUACUUCUACAUUCCACUAAAUGGAGAAGGAGCUGUUGACAGAAACAGAAUUGGCCGCACUUUUAAAGAGCUAAAAGGGAUUAGAAAAAAUCCACUCUGUAAAAAAACAACUUCUCAGCAAUGUAAGGUGAAGACAAGGCUAAGAAGCUGUAUGUGCAUUGGUUGUUUAACUGACAUGGACUGUGAAAAUGAGGAGUAUGUUGAUAAGUGGAGAGAGGUUGAGAUGUCAAGAGAAGGAGAUGUUGCAGUCACAAGGCAGAAUCAAGACUCAGUCAAUGUCAGUAAAACAGUCAAUGCACUCACUGAUCUUGUUGAAGAAGGAACUACUGUCGCCAUUGCAGCAGCUGAUGACGCCAUAUAUGAUUACUACCUCUUCAAAGUUACAAGCAGUGGUGCCAUAAUUUUGGGUGAAGAUGAAGUUGAUGACUAUAGUGCUGCUUAUCAGAAAGGUUCCUUUGUCUUCAAGGGUAACUUUUUCCUAAGGGACAAUAUUAUAGACAUGACCUACAAGCUUGACAAUAAACAAGCUAUUGUGUAUGCAAACACUGUCAGGACUAUCUGUGGAGAACUCAAGAAAUUAAAUAGGCGAGAAAUGUAUUAUUCCAGCUUUUACCCAACCAGCAUGAGGAAAUUAUGUCUUCUUUUUAGUUAUGUAAAUAAAACUGUGUUAUUUCUAAACAGAAUCGUGAAUUUAAGCCUGCAAAUGUGUAAAUAGAAUAUAUGACCACGCCUGCUAUGCAUUCUGGGUAUUAAGUAAUGAGGAUAAUUUAACAGAUAACAUCAAAUAUUUUCUCAAAAAGUAGUUCUUACAAUAAAAGUUUAUGAAUAAUCUAUGUUUUGAUGAUUUUUUGGUAAUUUUAUGAAGUUGCUAGUUUUUCCCUAAUGUUACGCAUUUGUACCCCUGGAUCUUGCAACUGAUCUUUCUUUUCUCAGAGCAAUAUCAAGCACUUUUUAGAAAAUCAUGUAUGCAAAACCACUUUAUUUCAAUUUCUUCUUUCAUUCACUUGAAUUCAGUAAUAUGUGUAUUUGUUUCAAAAGUGAAUUUAAGCUAUUACAGUAGGGAAUGGAUGGAAAGCAUCAAAAAGUUGUAGAAAAAUUCAUACUAGAUUAAUACAACUAUGCUAUUAUAUUCCUACAAAUUAAGUGAAUUAAUUAUUGCAGUUAUCUAGUAUUGAUCAUUUCAUUGUCAAGAUGUGAAUUGCAAGAAAUAAAACUAACCAUUCAAAGCUGCAUAACUCCAUGCAAACAGCCAGGCACUGUUAGACCACAGGCCUGAUAAACCUUAUUUUAGAAAAAAGGCCUUUAUAUGUGAUAUAAAAAGGCUUUUAUAUCACAUAACUGUAGUUUUUUCAUGAAUUUGCUUGAAACAAACAUUAAAAGCAAAAGUACACAUAGAGAAACAAUAAAUAGAGCAUUUUAGCAUUUAAAGGAUUUUUUGGCCUAUUUAAUCCAAAUUGGAGUCAUGAUGGUGCAACUCAUCCAAGUAUAAUUUCAACUAUGCUUACUUGGACCCCCACACCAACCAAAAAGUCAAUAUACUGGACAUCUUAACCAACCACAUAAUAGGGGACAAAUGGCUGUAAAAGCAAAGUUAUACACAUGAAAAAAUCCCAUCAUUGUGAGUGCAAAUUACUGAAAUUACAUGAUGCAGUUCUAGCAGAAUACAGCAUCAAUCCCAUUCAACAUCUGGGAAGAACACAUCAAAAAGUCCUCCCAAGGCUGUGCUUACACCAUCCAUCCCGUCACCACAUGUGUUUGGACAGGCUCUAAAGAGCUGUCUAUACAAACCAAAACUACAGUCCAAGUCCUGA